AGUAAGUUGUACUUGGUGUUGUAAAUAUUUCAUAACCUGUUCUUAAACGGUAAUCAAUCGUAACAUCUUGCCCUUGCAACAUGGAGCAAGGCAACGCGAUCAAGCUGUAGCGUUGCUUACUUGCUCUACAAACCUUCUAUCCUAUCCUAGUUGGAGGCAUGACAUUGCGAGAUAUAGCAUAGUCGCGUAACAUUACUAGCCUCACAAGACGUGCCUUGUGAGGCGACAAUGGUACAGUGUGAGCCGCCACCAGUAGACUUGCUGACCUCCGUCGACGCGCCUGGUGCAGACAAAGAUCCAAAUUACGGCCUUGGCAUGUCUAGUGCUUCGGAAAAAUACGAGAGACAGAAAUGUGACUGGUUCUAUCCAAGAACCCACUGACUGAUACAAGAACUCGUCGCUCCCCAAUGAGCAAGAUUCAAUUCCCCCUUUCAUGUCCCACCCAUGGGCGUGACAUCAGCAGGUCCUCUUGGGGAUGAUGUUUUUGUUGGGGGUAACGUUGGCGCAGCACCAAAGAGUCUUGCAGCUGAGUUAUGACUGAGAAAGUCAAAUGUUUUUUGAGGAAAUAGUCAGAGUAGUUUCUUGUGUUUGAUCUCCAGAGGAUGAUCUAGAGAGAAAAGGCUUGGCUACUUACAACCCUAAUCAUUGCAAGCUCCACUUUCCGACUCGCUGACGGGAAGACGGUUUCCUGUUACAAUGACAGUCAAUUCGCAGAGAUAAGACGGAGGUGCGGCCUCAGCGAGGACUUCUUGCUAGACCAGUUUGAGUUUUCGCCUGAAUUCUUUAAAAGUCAAGGCGGGAAAGGAGGGGAGCUCAUGUGCUGGACAAGGGACAGGAAGUAUGUAGCUAUUUGUGGCUGGUGUUCUAGAGGUGCUUACUCAGAAGUUUUAUGUGACAACUUUCUCAGGUUUUGAAGGGGUAUUGGACCGUAGCAAGACAUUCUCAUGGACUUUCAUUAUCUUUCAGGUUCAUCGUGAAACAGUUGUCGGCUGGGGACCACGCAACCCUGUUAGAUAUCGCUGGGCACUAUGUCGUCCACGUGCUGUCAGGGAAGACGUUUCUGACUUUAUGGCUGGAAGAUUUCUAACUCUAUUUGAUGCGCCUCUCAUCGUUUGAGUUGUCAAACGGGGCAUGGUUACGGUCAGACGAUACUUGUACAGCAAUUCUUCUCACUUCCUAGGCACGUACUCAUAUUACCGCGAUCGGGAGACGCCUUGUAGUGUCACUGUUUCAUUCAUCGAAGGUCAAGAGGACUAAGAUUGAGGUCACUAAGAUUUCAGGAACUCUUUGUACAAGGAAGAAAUCUUUCAUACCUUUUGAUCCCGCUCCACUUCGAGUAUGAAGGAAGGCAGUAUAUGGUGAUGAUCAGUUGCUUGGCGAAAAGCGUGGAUGGUUAUGAUUUCGGCAUCGGGGCUGAAGGAUUUGACGCACUGUACGAUCUGAAAGGGUGUGCGGACGAUAAAUUGAUGAUGCAGAAGGGGAAGAAGGUAGAAGUUGUAGGUAGAAGUACUCGGUGUAGUUCUGAAAAUCAAAGUCAUAGAAGUAAGUAGUAGGAGUUACUGCACGGCAGGAGGCAGUCGUGGUCACAGGAUGACGAUCAAGCAAGAAGUCCAACAAUUAACAAUUUCAAAACAAACUUCAGAUCGUAGCCGUCCGCAAGAGAAUAUGGCACCUAUGGAUGUGGUGUGGUUCUUGCUUGUGGUCCCAGCAAAGAAGGCUCUAUUACACCGAAAAGCGACUAGCACGAAAAUGGAAGAUGGAUGGAUUGCCGCAAGCGACGAGGGAUCUUAUCUUAUGCUCCAAGCUUGGGAGAAGAAUAGAUCACUAGCGCUAUAUAAAAAACACAAAGAGAAGUGCAUCAAAAAGGUCAAAAAAUAAGAAAGGAAGUGCAACAAUUAAGUCCUGUGAGUGACCUCUUGCUAGGUAAAUGAAUGAAUGAAUGAAUGACUUGACACGUUGAUUUGUCUCGUCUUCUUAUGGUGCAAGAAAAAGUAGCACCUCUUCUAUGCGUCUGGUGAUCUAAUCUUCGUGGAAACGAUACGGCGAGAUUGUGAGGAUUUCCUCAUUCCUCAGGGCUUGAUGGACUACAGCCUGAUAGUCGCGACCAAGAAGCUUGUUCCAGAGGUUAAGGAUGACAGCGUCUUAGAUGGUCGUCUUUUAUACCUCUAGACUGGGUACACUACUACUACUGCUACUCUUUUUGUCUCUCUCGUUUAUCUUUUAUCUCAAAUCCCGCUCUAAAAAAGCACCAUCUCCUGCUUUGCGACAGCGAAUCGAUGCUGCGUUACCAACGGAAGCAGAGAACUGGAGCUCGCCGUUGCUAGUUGACCGCCAAGAAGGCAGUGAGCUGCUCUGUGUGGGCAUCAUAGACUUCCUUCAACGAUGGACGCUUAUAAUUAUGGCGUUAGAUGAUGGCUCUUCCACCAUGGCUCUUCCACCAAACGGACUAAAUUCUCCUGUACUUGAUUUCCUUUGCUGCGCAGGAAAGAAGAUCUAGAUAUAUGUAGUUUUCUUCUAAGCAAGAUGUAGCUUUCUUCUAAUUCCCAAAAAGUCGCAAUGUACAUCAAGGUGUUGGAAAGAGACAAAGCUUCGAUACCGCCACAAGCAUACGGGAGGCGUUUCGUUGAGCGGUUUGCUGCGAAGUUUGUGGUUGGAACGAGUUCCUCGUAGAUCCAAAGAUUCGAAAAAAAACACAUUGGCAAGCAAUGCGAGCAUCUUUAUCUAUUGUCUACUUCGCAGGAAAAUUUUAGGGGAGGGCACCAUUUUAAUUCCUGUCGUCUUGAAAACAUCGGCCAUGAUAAUUAGAAACUUGCACACCAAGAACAUGUUCUCGUUUUUUUGAAAAAUCUGGUUUUGCGCAUACAUUCACCAUCGAUCCAAGAAAUGUGAUUUCCAUGUAAGCACGUCGCAGCAACGCCAUUGUUUUUGAAGUAUGUGAAAAAUGUGCAUUUCUUACAGCAAGUCUGAAAUCAGACUGCAUACCACAAUAUUUUUAGAAUAUAUUCUUCCAGUUCCACAUGCAUGCUGACAUGCUUUUGUUGCUGGGUCUACUCGCAGACAUGGUUGUCCUUUCCGCCUGAUAGACCUAAACACGCAGAUAUUCUCAUACUCGCAACGCAGCGUCAGCAUAUCUUGUGAUGUCCCUCUCAUUGUGUUUGUGCGUGGCUGGUCCACGAUGUCCUUGAAGGAUUAAAUUUAUAAUGACCAGGCUUCACACUUCCGCUGCCGUCAUUAAUUUGACACACUGCUGGAACUGUUUUGUCCCGCCAUUAGGCUACUAAAUGAUGAUGAUGAUGAUGAUGAUGAUGAUGACGCUUCAGCAAUGUCUUGAGACGCAGAAAAUCGUCUUCAGCUUACCAAGG
Molecule: messenger RNA, 3362 nt
Organism: Amoebophrya sp. A25
Lineage: Eukaryota; Dinophyceae; Syndiniales; Amoebophryaceae
Source: the annotation of a GenBank genome assembly